AUGUGUGACCAAAAGACAGUGAUAAAAAAUGCGGACAUGUCAGAAGAGAUGCAAAAGGAUUCGGUGGAAUGCACUACUCAGGCACUGGAGAAAUAUAACAUAGAAAAGGACAUUGUAGCCCACAUCAAGAAGGCGUUUCACAAGAAGUACAAACCCACCUGGCACUGCAUUGUAGGGAGGAACUUCGGUAGUUAUGUGACGCAUGAAACCAAACACUUCAUCUACUUCUUCCUGGGCCAGGUGGCCAUUCUUCUGUUCAAAUCUGGUUAAAAG
Molecule: messenger RNA, 273 nt
Organism: Octodon degus (degu)
Lineage: Eukaryota; Metazoa; Chordata; Mammalia; Rodentia; Octodontidae
Product: dynein light chain 1, cytoplasmic-like
Exons: 2
Coding region: 1-270 (89 amino acids)
Biological process (GO): microtubule-based process; cilium assembly
Cellular component (GO): cytoplasmic dynein complex
Molecular function (GO): dynein intermediate chain binding; dynein light intermediate chain binding
Source: RefSeq, a predicted model, not a curated record